Molecule: messenger RNA, 252 nt
Organism: Leishmania mexicana MHOM/GT/2001/U1103
Lineage: Eukaryota; Euglenozoa; Kinetoplastea; Trypanosomatida; Trypanosomatidae
Exons: 1
Coding region: 1-252 (83 amino acids)
Source: RefSeq, a predicted model, not a curated record
AUGUCUGCUGAAGCACCCGCGCCUCUCCACCUGCGGCGCCUCAAGAAGGAAGAUCUCAACUACGAGGGCCGGGUACGGGCCGAGAAGCACAAGGAUGAGCUUAUCAUGGACUACACUGCCUACCUGGCGGCUCACCCGGAGAUCACCCCACUCCUACACGAUAUUAUGCAGCACUUGCUGGUGCAGAAGCCAGACCAUCCACUCGAGGCCAUGAGCGAGUUUGUGCGGACGCGCACAUCGAGUUCUUUGUAG